Suillus fuscotomentosus is the source of this 867-nucleotide messenger RNA. RefSeq lists its product as uncharacterized. The record is from RefSeq and is a predicted model, not a curated record. NCBI's taxonomy places the organism in Eukaryota, Fungi, Basidiomycota, Agaricomycetes, Boletales, Suillaceae. Bases 1 to 867 code for a protein of 288 amino acids. The transcript is spliced from 8 exons.
AUGGUCGUAAAGGAGGGCCAAAUCUUCUUGAGACACCAGAACUACACCGUCUGCACUGUAGAGCCGGGGAAAGAAGAUCCGCACUACAUGCCUUUGUUGGACCUUUCCCAAUGGCACGUUAGGAAUUAUGCAUGCAAUCGAGCGUGGGUCAGAUCACAAUAUAUGUGUGUGAUCGAUGCAGGCGUCCCUGAAAUUGAAGCAUGGAAUACCUAUAACUGUCACCAAGGCAAAGGCCAAGAGGUGGUUGGUAUUGUGAGGGGCAUGAUUAGGGUCAUGGACUAUGGUAUCAGCUUGAAUAAGCUUCAUCUCUGCGCAUCAUUUAGUUUGAAGGCGCUGUGUCAGGUUAGCGCAACCGCGUGCACAGUCGCGUAUCAACCGCUUCAUCAGACACGGUGUGGGCGUGUUGGGGACCUCGAGUCUACCUUAAGACUGUGGAGUCGAACGAUUCACCAAUGGAUCGUCAUUCUCACUCGCGGUAGCCAGUGGGUCGAGGCUAUCGCGUCUCGUCCGUUCAUGUUCUGGACGUUAGACCAGAUGAACCAAGUUGUCGAUCAACUGGCCAGUAUCGAAGACCUUGCAGAAAAUGACUCUAUUGAGGAGACCGGUGUUGUAUUCUGUUGCGGACAUCCAACUGUCCUAACAUACGUAGCGCUUCACGUUUUACAAUGUCAACAGUUAUCGAGUCCACGCUUUUCUGAUGACCACGGUUCUGUGCGGGUGGCUGUGUAUACUAGCUGGAAGUUGACCUUCGGCCAAGUUCCUCAUAAACGAUGGAUUUUAAUGCUGCAUAAUCGGUGGGAGUACCCUCGCGCAAUUCAGACACUCGGUGACGAUCACGUUUGUCGCAAAUUAUGCCUUGCCACAUGA